AUGCUCGAAUUUGCCGCAGUCGAACUCGAAAUCGAGGGUUUCUACGAAACUUCGAGCUACUCCACGUACCUGCGGCCGCCGGAGGGAGUCCGUAUUUCGCGACGGACGGUGGAGAUCAACGGGAUCACGAGCGACACGGUGCGCAACGCGCCGAGCUUUGGCGAAGUGGCGGAUAGGAUUUACGAGCUCAUGGACGGCAAGGUGUGGGCGGGGCACAACAUCAGCCGCUUCGACAACGCGCGCAUCCGAGAGGCCUUCAGCAGCCUGGGCCGCGCGCCGCCUGUGCCGGCUGGCGUGGUGGACACGUACGACCUGCUGAGGCGGGAGUUCGGCACGCGAGCUGGCAACAUGAAGAUGGCAUCGCUGGGAGCCUACUGCGGCCUGGGCAUGCAAGUGCAUAGGGCGAUGGAGGACGUGCGGAUGAACAUUGACGUCUUCAAGCAGUGCUCCGCCAUGCUCAUGCUGGAAAUGUGUCACCCUGCCCUCUUCCAGGCACCCUCCACCCCGCCUCGCAGCAAGACACCCCCACGGCCCACCGCCACCGCUGCCGCAGCGGCAGCUGUGAAGGCAGCUGCUGCUUCAGCAGCCGACGCAAACCUGGCUGCUGGUGCCAGCCAUGCCAAGAUGAGGGAGGGAGAUGCGGAGGGGGAACUUGAGGAUGGGGAGGUGGUGGGGGAGGAGGACGAGGACGAGGAGGAAGAAGAGGAGAAAGAGGAGGUAGAGGAGGAGGAAUUGGUGGAGGAGGAAGAGGAAGGAGAGGAUUGUGAUUAUGAGGAAGCAGGAUCGUAUGAAAAAGAGAACCACACAGAGAGCAUGCCUUGGGGCAACUACACAGCGAGACACGAGGGGGCAGAGAGGACAGCAAGACACGAGGGGAGAGAGGACAGCGAGACAAGAGGGGAGGUGGGAGGGGAGGAGAAGCUGGAAACUACCGGGGCAGCUGUGGGCGAGUGCGUGGUGUGUCCGGGGUGGUGGCAGCAGCAGCACGAGCAGCAUCUCAAGGAGGGCGCCCCUUGGCCCAUCGCGUGCGCUCACUUCGACCCCUUCUGGUUGCAGGCCCUGUGCGCGCCUGCGGCUGCUGGCGGCAGUGGGAACGGCAGCAGCAGAGGCAACGGGGACAGCGGGUGGGGGGGAGGCAGGCGGUACAGCUUGAGGGGAGGAAGUGCUCGGGUGUACCCGGAUGGCCUCACGCCACAGUCGACAUCUGAUGCUGCUGCUGGUGGUACUGCUGCUGGUUAUGGUGGUGGUGCGGUGGAGUGUGCACCGGCGCGUGUGCUGUUGCUGUACAACGGGCGGUCGCUGCAUUUUGUAUUGCUCGCGUCAACUCCAGUCUUCUCAAUAUGUCUCGUCCUUCCCUCCUACACUCCCUCAUGCACGAAUCCUUUCCGCUCUCCCUCCUCUCCUCUCUCCGACCCUUCUUCCCACUGCUCCUCGCCUCCUGCCCAUCUCCCACCUCUUCUCCCCUCUUCCUUCCGUCCUCCCGUCCUCGCCCCCACCAGUGUGUCGGACCGCUUUGUCUGGCCAGCCGUCCUUCUUGCUGCUCCUCUUGCCGAUCCUUCUGGCGUUCUCCCUCCUCCCCAUCUUCCCCUCUCUCCCCCUCUCCCGUCCACCAGUGUGUCGGGCCGCUUUGCCUUCGACGAGGCAACGGGCCGCCCGUCCUUCUCGCUGCUCCUCGCCAUCUCGCCCGCCGCUGCUGCCGCCAUCACUGCGUGCUUCGACGCUCUGCUGGCGUGCGUGGGGAGUGGCAGGAGUGGCAGUGGUGAAGUGGAUGCAGGGGUGGAGGGCGCAAGGGAGGAGGAGAGGGGUGGUGGGUGUGGGGAGGAGGUGCGAUUGCCCUUUGUGGCAGCGUGGGAGGAGGAUGACGGCGCGAGAGUGAUCCGCGUCAAGCUGGCAGCUGACGGUGUGAGGGGGAAUGCUGAGUGGCGCACCAAGUUCUUCUCCUGCGCUGCACCGCACACAACCGCUCUCAACACCACCAGCAACAGCAGCAACCAGCAGUCACCACCUGGAUCGCAGAACCUUCACCUGCUCGUGGACCCUCAGCAGCUCCAUCUGCCCGUGGACCCACACAGUGUAGCAGCUGCGCUACCAGCAGGGGCGGUGGUGGACGUGGCCUUCCUCGUUGACUCCUACUGUGUCAACGCCACCAGGGGGCUGCGUUUCGUGGCCGAUGUGAUUGUGGUGAGGGGGUGA
This is a messenger RNA of Closterium sp. Naga37s-1, 2193 nucleotides long. The record is from the annotation of a GenBank genome assembly. Lineage: Eukaryota; Viridiplantae; Streptophyta; Zygnematophyceae; Desmidiales; Closteriaceae.